UGAAGAUGACAGCAUCUGUUCAAUACAUAAGAAAACUGCUGGGGAAAAGCAGCUGUGCGACAAGCAACCUGCUGAACACUGGACACAAAACACAGAAGAACACUAUUGAUUAUAAAACAAUCAGGAACAAAGAUGGAAAAAGUCAUAAAAGAAAUGUUGUGCAAUCCCAAGACAAGACAACAGAGCAGUAUAUAAGGAAAAGUGUCGUUUUAAGAAGAGAAGAAAAUGAAACUUUUGGGUUUGACAUCCAGACAAGCAGUGUUGAGAGAAGCAUCAGUGCUGAGCAGGAUUUGGGCUCAUGUGUGUGUUGGGUGAAGGAGAACAGUCUUGCAGAGAGUAGUGGGUUAAUGACAGGUGAUGUUAUUACAACAGUCAACAAUGUGUACAUUGCUGGAUUCACUCAUCAGCAGAUCAAGGAUCUGGUUCAAAAAUCCUCCAUCUUAAUGUUGGAGAUUAUCAGAGGUGCUACAGAAAAGCAGAGGCAAUUGCUUAGGAAGCUUGAUCUCCUGCAGCAACAGUUUACAGAGAAAUGCGAAGAGCUUCAGACACUCAUCGCAGAGGAAGUGCAUCUGACAGGAGGUGCCGUUGAAAACAUCCCGAAGCCUUGUACCCUUCCUACAGGAUCCUCUGCUAACCUUUGAUGACAGUGUAGACAGUUUUCUUCCACUUCCAGUACAAUCAAACACACCUAAUCAAGGUUGUGGGGUUCUCUUGAAAAUGACAAGCUAGUGCAUUAGAAUAGGGUUGAAACUAAGCUCUGUGAUAAAGUAGAUUGGGUACCCUGUGCUCCUGAAUCAUUUUAAAGUUAGUCCAGGAAAGCAAUCCUGGCCAUAUGGUCAAGGAG
This is a messenger RNA of Sinocyclocheilus anshuiensis, 844 nucleotides long. Its product is annotated as general receptor for phosphoinositides 1-associated scaffold protein-like. Bases 6 to 641 code for a protein of 211 amino acids. NCBI's taxonomy places the organism in Eukaryota, Metazoa, Chordata, Actinopteri, Cypriniformes, Cyprinidae. The transcript has 8 exons. The record is from RefSeq and is a predicted model, not a curated record. Gene Ontology annotation, molecular function: protein binding.